Peromyscus californicus insignis is the source of this 4732-nucleotide messenger RNA. Its product is annotated as serpin B8. Lineage: Eukaryota; Metazoa; Chordata; Mammalia; Rodentia; Cricetidae. Gene Ontology annotation, cellular component: cytoplasm. The transcript has 7 exons. Gene Ontology annotation, biological process: negative regulation of endopeptidase activity. Gene Ontology annotation, molecular function: serine-type endopeptidase inhibitor activity. The record is from RefSeq and is a predicted model, not a curated record. The coding region runs from base 246 to 1370 and encodes 374 amino acids.
GGUUUGCCCAGGAUCAAAGCGGACUUGAAUUGUCCACAAAGAAGGAAGAGAAGCAGCAGCCUCAGCAGCAGGAAAUCUCCAGGGUAGGAGCUGUGGAGAGGCUCUGGGAUCCCCAGGUUCCCGGGGCAGACACUGCUCCGAAGAGCGGGGAGGGAGAAGCCAGGCGGGAGAAGGCCGGAUCCCACCAAAGUAGAAGUAACAGCACGGAGCUGGCAGAAGACGCCAGAGCCAGCAGAUCCUCUCAGAUGGAUGACCUCUGUGAAGCCAAUGGCUCUUUUGCCAUCAGUCUAUUGAAAGUAUUGGGUGAAGAAGACAAGACACGCAACCUGUUUUUCUGUCCUCUGAGUGUCUCCUCUGCACUGGCUAUGGUCUACCUGGGAGCCAAGGGAAACACUGCAGCCCAGAUGUCCCAGGUACUUGGUUUGAACAGAGGUGGAGAUGUUCAUCAAGGUUUCCAGACCCUUCUCACUGAAGUUAACAAAACUGGCACUCAGUACUUGCUAAAAAGUGCCUGCCGACUCUUCGGAGAAGAAUCAUGUGAAUUCCUUUCGACCUUCAAGGAAUCCUGCCAGAAGUUCUAUCAGGCAGGGCUAGAAGAGCUGUCCUUUGCUAAGGACACUGAAGAAUCCAGGAAACACAUCAAUGACUGGGUGAUGGAAAAGACUGAAGGUAAAAUUUCAGAAGUUCUAAGUCCUGGAACAGUCUGCCCACUGACUAAGCUGGUUCUCGUGAAUGCCAUGUAUUUCAAAGGGAAGUGGAAGGCUCAGUUUGACAGAAAGUACACAAGAGGCAUGCCUUUUAAAACUAACCAGGAGAAAAAAACAGUGCAGAUGAUGUUCAAGCAUGCUAAAUUUAAGAUGGGGAACGUGGAUGAGAUGAACAUGCAGGUCCUGGUUUUGCCCUACGCAGAGGAGGAGCUGUGCAUGGUCGUUCUGCUUCCUGAUGAAAACACUGACCUGGCUGUGGUAGAAAAGGCACUGACGUAUGAGAAGUUCAGGGCCUGGGCAAACCCGGAAACCAUGACAGAAAGUAAAGUUCAAGUCUUCUUCCCCAGAUUAAAGCUGGAGGAGAGUUAUGACCUGGAACCUUUCCUUCAGAGUUUGGGAAUGACAGAUGCCUUUGAGGAAACCAAGGCUGACUUUUCUGGAAUGACAACUAAGAAGAACGUGCCCGUGUCCAAGGUUGCCCACAAGUGCUUUGUGGAGGUCAAUGAGGAGGGCACAGAAGCGGCAGCGACCACUGCCGUGAUCAGGAAUGCCCGGUGCUGCAGAGUAGAGCCGAGGUUUUGUGCGGACCACCCCUUCCUUUUCUUCAUCUGGCACCACAGAACCAGCAGCAUCUUGUUUUGCGGCAGGUUCUCUUCUCCAUGAAGGCGUCAUCGUGGGGCUGAGGAUGCAGCUCAGUUGGUAGAGGGUUUGUUUGAGUUCAACCCUAAGCACCCUAUAAAACCAAGCAUGAUCGUGCCUACCUGCCAUCCUAGCAUAUGGGAGGUGCAGGGCAGGGGCCUCAGAAGUUCAAGGUCACCUUCAGCUACAUAGAAAACUUGAGGCCAGCCUUCCAUACCUGUCUCCAAAAGACAUCAUUUUUGCCACAUGAAAGAAUUAAAAUCCUAUGCUGCCAGAUUGGCAAGGCGGUUUCACUGUACAACAUAAAGUGUAUACUCAGUAUUUGGUGAACAUCUUUGCUGACAGCUCCAGUGCCAGGUGUGGGAGUUUGGAUCUGAGCAGGCCAUACUUGGUUUGGAGUGUCUGAGGUGAUUCUCAUUGUCUCCAGCCUUAUUCACCCCCAGCUCCCAAAGUGCUAUCCCACAAUGCUAACAUCUCCAAGCUGUGUCCUCCACCACUGCCAGUCUUACCAGGCAAAGACAGUUGAAGGUCCCCAUUCACAAAACCAAGGGUGAAAGCUACAGACUAACGGCUGUAACUACCCCGUGUCUCACCAGAAGCUGCGUCAGUAUCUCAUCCCAUCAGUGUUAUCCAACAGUCCUGUCUGUCUCGUGGUUCAAACAAUUCCUCCCACAAGUUUCAAGUACAAAUUGAAGGACUCAGCAUCAACCUUCAGGACAGAGUUGAGAGACAAAGGUCUAAAGUGUGGCCCUUAUCCCCCCACUUCUUUCUAAAGCUCCACAGCGUGGGCCUUAUCCCCCUAUUUCUUUCUAAUGUACACAGUGUGGCAACCCCAAAGGAAGCUUCACACUGAACAAUUCUUCAAACCAGAUGUCUGAUUAACCAUAUGCUCAGAUGUGAAUCAAAUGCCCCCAGGAUGCCCUAAAUGCAUAUACAUUCAAGCACCACUGAAUAGCUUCAGCAGGUUGUAUUUAUACAUGUGGUGGAACAAUUAAAGAAGUCCUGAAUAUGGGAGUGAGUGAGGAAGGCAUAAGAGGAGUCAGGUGAGGAGGGUGGGGGAUCUAAAUAGAAUACUAAAUAGUUGAAUAGAAUAGGAAUACCUGAAUGUACAGUUCAGUAAGUUCUAAAACACGCAUGUACCCAUAAUGCCAUCUGCAUAGUUAAGACACAGAACAUAACCACCACACCUGCAAAUUUUCUCUGGAAACUUUGUAACAUCCCUUUUUUAUUUAAAGAAUUUUUAAAAAUUAAAAUAUGGUUUCAUCAUUUCCCCUUCCUUCUGCCCCCCACUACUGCUCCUAUGUCCACCAGAGCCCCCUUCCCUCAUCUCUAACCAUAGUUGCUACAUAUACAUAUAAACGGGCCUAAUAGAAAUACAGUCUGCUGAGUCCAUCAGGGACCCCUGCAUGUGUUUCUAGGCCUGACCACUCGGUGUUAGAUAACCAGUCAGGGACUAUCCCGGGAUAACUGAUUCUCCCUUUCUCAGCAGUUGUAAUUGGUUGUAGCUCUCCAUCUAAGGGUGUGGCCUCAUGAUAUUUUCUCUUUCUACAUUGGGCUGUCAACUCCUGUUGGAAUUUUUAGGUCUUGUUAAGGUAUCCAAAUUGUUGAGAUUUCAUUGUUUAGCUUGCCUGUCAUAGCUAGAAGACACAAUCUCACAGCAGACUUCGUGGUCCUCUGGCUCUUACAGAGGACCCUACUUCUGGGAUGUAUCCUGAGCUUUGUAACCUUGUUAUCCAUCUACUCCAUGUUCAGUUCUAGCCACUUACACCCACUCUCAGGCAACUACUGAUUUGUUUCAUAAUUAAUUUGUUAUGGAAUAAUGUAUCCAUUUCUGUAUUAUUCCUAUCAUUCACUGAAAAUAUUUUUAGAUUUACAUUAUACUUUAUGUAUUACAUUAUAAUAUAUACAUUGCAUUAUACUAUAUAUCAAUAGUUUCUUUUGUUUCUACUUAAUACAUCAUUAUAUAGACAUAAUAUAAUUUGUUUAUCCAUUCAUAAUCUUAUGUAUAUUUGCAAUAUUGUCAAGGUUUGGUCACUAUAAAUAAAGUUUAAGAACACUCAUUUUCACAUAUUUUUUACUAAUGCUUUCAUUUUCUUGACUAGCUACAUAGGAUCUUGGUUAUAUGGGAGGUGCAGGUAUAAUAUUUAAGAAACAGCCAAGCUUCUUAUGGUGGCAUGUACAUUUAAUUCUAGCACUCAGUAGGGGAGGCAAAGGUAGGAGGAUCUCUGUGAGUCUAAGUCCAACCUGUUCUCCAUAGUAAGUUCCAGGCCAGUAGGAGCUACACAGCGAGACACUAUAUCAGAGAGAGAGAGAGAGAGAGAGAGAGAGAGAGAGAGAGAGAGAGAGAGAGAGAGAGAGAGAGAGAGAGAAAACUUACAAACUAUUUGCUCAAGUAGUUUGUAUUAUUUAACAUUCUCAACAAAGAUAUAGUUGCUGUACAUGCUCACCAAAAUGUGGUUGACCAUCAAUGUUCUUUUAUAUAAAGUGUCAUAUGUCAGAAUGGUUUUAGCUUGCAUUUCUCUCUAAAAAAAUUAGUCAUAAUUCAGCAUUUUUUGUAUGGAAUCAUUUGCUAUUCAUAAAUGGUCCUCAAUGAAAUAUCUUUUAAAAAUUUUCACUCAUACAUAUUUAUAUUAUUUUAUUGAGAAAUACAAUGAGAACAAAUUAUCAAAUAUGUGGAUUAUAGACAACUUUUAUUUAUAAUUCAUAUCUGAGAUUUUCCUUCUCAUAACAACAUUUUAAAAAUUAAAGUUUUUCAAUUUUAAUGAAGUACCAUGUAUUAUUUUGUUGAUGCAUAAUGUGUUUGCUAUCAUAUCUAGGAACUCUUCAUUCAACCCAAGGUUUUAAGAACUAGCUAUGGGUCUUUCAGAAGUGUUAAUAGUGUUCAAUUGUGAAUUUGGGGAUAGGAUCCAUUUUGAGUUGUUUAUAUUGGAAAUACUAUCCUUUGUAUCUAUGAUUGCAUUAGCGUCUGUGGUGAAAGCCAGUUGAUCAUGGAUAUCAUGAUCAUAUUUUGGGAUGAUUGUAUUUCAUUGAUCAGCCUGUCUGUCUUGAUGCCAAUACUACCACAUGAUCUUCAUUAUUAUACUUAAUACUGAACUUUGAGCACCGUCAAGUCUUACAACGUUACGCUUAUUUUUCAAAAUUGUUCUGCUUAAACUUAAGUCUCUUGAAUGGCUCUAAAUUUCAGAUUUAGUUUGUCUACAUGUAUAAAAGUUUGUUAGGAUAUUUAUUAGGAUUGCAUUGCUAUUAACAUAAGCCUAGAGUGAACAGACAUAUGCACCUUUCAAUCUAUGAGCAAAGCAUGUUUCUCCAUUUUUAAGUUUUUUUUUAAUCUUCACAUUGUAUUUUAGUUUUCAAUAUACAGUUAUCCCACAAUUACUGUUAUAUUU